Molecule: messenger RNA, 13561 nt
Organism: Falco peregrinus (peregrine falcon)
Lineage: Eukaryota; Metazoa; Chordata; Aves; Falconiformes; Falconidae
Gene: AFF2
Product: ALF transcription elongation factor 2
Exons: 21
Coding region: 255-4061 (1268 amino acids)
Biological process (GO): regulation of RNA splicing
Cellular component (GO): nuclear speck; nucleus
Molecular function (GO): G-quadruplex RNA binding
Source: RefSeq, a predicted model, not a curated record
GCCGCCGUGCCUGCCUCUCCCAGCCAGGCAGCAGCCGCGCCGCGCUGCUGGCGGCGGCCGGAGCGGGCGGCGGCGGCGGCGCUCGGCGAGCCCCGGGCGGCUCCGCGCGGCCCCGCGGCGGCCGCCGCUCCCCGCCGCGCCGCUGCCCAUGCCGGCCGGGCAGCCCUAGCCGUGCCGGCUCGGCUCCGCGCUCCUCGGCGCGGCGCGGGGCGGGGAGGGGGCACCACUUCUCUGAGUCUCCCCACCAGAUCGUUAUGGACCUAUUCGACUUUUUCAGGGACUGGGACUUAGAGCAGCAGUGUCACUAUGAGCAAGACCGGAGUGCGCUUAAGCGGAAAGAGUGGGAGAGAAGAAACCAGGAAGUCCAGCAAGAUGAAGAUCUCUUUGCUUCAGGUUUUAACCUCUUUGGGGAACCCUACAAGACAAAUAAAGGCGAUGCCCUUGCAAACCGUGUGCAGAACACACUGGGAAAUUAUGAUGAGAUGAAGGACCUGUUAACCAACCAUUCCAACCAGAGCCACCUUGUAGGGAUCCCAAAGAAUUCUGUCCCACAAACACCCAUUGACAAAAAUGAACAGAACUUUUUCCCAGAACCAAGAAACAGGAUGAUCCCAUCUCAUCAGAUUAGUGGCCAUUCAUCGACAUCAAUGCCUCCGCCUUCUUCAUUGUCAUCUAAUUCUACUUUGCUACACAGUCACCAGAGCAGCAGGAAGUCGAGGACAGACUGGUCACGUGGUGGUCACAACUCUAGUGGGGCCCAGCCAAGCCAAUCCAGUAGUCAGCAGAGUCGAACAAAGCAUAGUUCUUCUCACGACCAGCCACAGGGCAGGUUUGAAGACCUUUAUAAUUGUCAGAGUGAGCAGCAUAAAAGUGGAGGAACUGAGGAAGCAAAUUCUAUGGCAGCAUCUUCACAUUCGAGGAGGCAUACUCAUUCAAAGUUAGCACCUGGAGAACAUACUUACAAAGAAAACAGUCAUUCCAAGUCACCCACAGAGCUUGAAUUUGUAGGUCAUGGUCCUGGAUCUCCACUUCCUUCCACUUCUUUGUUAUCUGCGAACAACGGUCUUUCGACCCAGAACUUCCCACCAGGGCUUCACUGCAAAAACAGCAUGGUCCAGCAAAAGCCUACAGCAUAUGUCAGGCCUAUGGAUGGUCAGGACCAGGUACCCAAUGACUCACCUGAACUGAAACCUCCGAUAGAAAUUGAGAGUGGAUAUGGAAAUCAGUCCUUUGGAACACUGCUGGAAGGAAAAGUGAACACGCCUAGUUCGAAGAACAAAGUACCAAAGCUCAACAUUCCUCCUGUUAGUGAAGUUACCCUUCCCAAUGACUCCAGCUGUGUGGAAGAAAUAUUACGGGAGAUGACCCAUUCCUGGCCUCCUCCUCUUACUGCUAUUCACACUCCUGGCAAGGCUGAGCAGACCAAGUUUUCUAUCCCAAGCAAGGACUCCCAACAUCUGACCUCAGGAUACAAUGUACAAAAGUGGAGUGAUCCAGCAGGGAAAGUUGCAACUAAGUCAGUGCCACAAAAGUCAAUGCUUGAGGAUGAUCUGAAACUCAGCAGUGAUGAAGAUGACAAUGAACAGGCUGCUGAAAAGACAAAACUGAGAAACAUUCCUGUAAACAGCCUGCCAGUGCCGGUGGCACACACAACCAGCUUGGCCCAUUCCAGCGGCGGCUCUGGGAGUUCCAGUGAGUCCGAGAGCAGUUCUGAGUCCGACUCCGACAGCGAGAGCAGCUCCAGCGACAGUGAGUGCAACGAGGAGUCACGCAGUGCCACACCGGAGCCUGAACCUCCCUCAACAAACAAAUGGCAGCUGGAUAAAUGGCUAAAUAAAGUUAACCCCCACAACAAGACCAUCAUCAACAAUCAGAAUGAGCCUCACAGCGAGAGUGGUGCCCAGGCCCAGAGCAACCAGCAGGCCGAAGGGCCAAACAAAGGGAAGCUCAACAGCAGCCUGCCCCCGACCGAUUCCAAAGACCGGGCGAUCCUUAGUCCCAUCCGAGAGAAAGCCAAACCGCGGGUUGCCCAGAAAACCCCAGAGGCAAAAAGCUCCAAGCAGAAGUCACCAGCUCAUAAUGAGCCAACUUCACAAAGGACUACUGGGAAAAAGCAACCCAAAAAGGUAGAAAGGACUUCCAGUGUAGAAGAGUAUAACUGGCCCAAACCAAAUAAUACCAGCAACACUCCCAAAGAAAAAGACACACAGGAACCCCCCGAGCAGCCAAAGGUUCGAACUAAAGCAGCAGUUGGGAAGACUGCUCCAAGGAAAGAACCACGAACUAGCACAGGUCUCACUUCAGAGAAGAAAAAGUACAGAGGCCCCAGCAAAAUUGUCCCCAAAUCCCGGGAAUUCAUUGAAACAGAUUCAUCUACUUCUGACUCAAACACAGACCAGGAGGAGAGCUUGCAGGCUAAGGUAUUGCCAGCCUGCACUGGGUCUGGCAACGGUGUCAAAGUGAAGGACUCUGGCAGUAACAUCCUCAGCGUAAGUAGUUUAACCAGCAAUGGCAGCAACACAUCCAUUGACCAGACCAGCAAUGACCUGGAGGAGCAGCUCUUUUCUCCUAUCCCAAUUGUACAAAAUGAACUUCUGUCCCCACUGAGAGAAUAUGAAGAAGUCAAAUCUCUGUGGGUGAAAAUAGACCUUAGUUUACUCUCUAGGAUACCUGGACAAGAGCCUUUCGAGACCACGUCUGUGAAAAGUGAACCAAGAGAGGCAAAUGUGAAACACAGGCGACCAUCUCGAGAGUCCCCUACCCCAGCAGCUGAAAAACCACCCACAAAAUCCAAAAGGAAACACAAGCAGACAGAAAGCCUGGAUACCUUUGUUGAAAGCAAGAAGCAGCGCCUGGAGGACCCUUCAGCUUCAUGCCUGCUCCCACCUUGUAUCUCUCCAAUACCGAAUCACAGAUUAACCAGCACUAAAGAGAGCAGCGGUAGCUCGGUCAAGAAGGUGGCAAAGAAAAGAGAAGAGAAGCUGUUCCCUCCUCCAUUAUCCCCCCUCUUGGAUGAGCCUGUGCACCGGCGGCACAGCAGUGACAACAGCUCCUUCAGCCAAGAGACCAACACCACAAACACCUCUCAGACCAGCAGCUCUUCCUCCUCUGUUUCUAAACACAGAAAGAAUGAAAAUAAAUCCUCCUCUAACCCCAAAGGAAUCUGUGAGGAAGAAUCGCACAACACACCAACAGCCAACACUCUUCUUGACACCAGCCAUCUAGAAACAGACAUCUGGUCUGCAAUGCCAACACUUUCCAAUGGGAAUUCUGAGCCCAGAAGACCUAAAAUAACAUUUGAUGAUGUGCUUCACAAUGCGGAUUAUUACAUGCAAGAGGCUAAGAAGUUAAAGCAUAAAGCAGAUGCAUUGCUGGAGAAGUUCGGCAAAGCAGUGAAUUAUGCUGAUGCUGCCCUCUCCUUCAUCGAGUGCGGGAACGCUAUGGAGCGAGAUCCAUUAGAAGCUAAAUCUCCAUACACCAUGUACUCAGAGACUGUGGAACUCAUCAGGUAUGCAAUGAGACUCAAGAAUUUCACAGGCUCUUCUGCCACGGAAGGGGACAAGAAAUUAGCAGUUUUAUGCUACCGAUGCUUAUCACUUCUCUACUUGAGAAUGUUUAAACUAAAGAAGGACCAUGCUAUGAAGUACUCCAGAUCUUUGAUGGAAUAUUUUAAGAACUCUUCAAAAGCCUCACAGGCCCCCUCACCUUGGGGCGGCAAUGGAAAGAGCACAGAAACACCAUCACCCAUGUCUCUGAGCCCAUCCCCCGUUGGCUCUGCUGGAAGCAGCGCGGGCACCACCAGCUCCUCCUCAGCGGGGACCAUCACCAUCCCUCAGCGCAUCCACCACAUGGCUGCCAGCCACGUCAACAUCACCAACAAUGUCCUGCGGAGCUACGAGCACUGGGACAUGGCUGACAAGCUGACUAAGGAGAACAAAGAAUUCUUUGUAGACCUGGACUCAGUGAUGGGACCCUUAACACAACACAGCAGUAUGACCAAUCUGGUUCGUUAUGUUCGCCAAGGACUCCACUGGCUCCGCAUUGAGGCUCAUUUGUUGUAGUGACUGCUGCCCUGUUCAUAACAUCCCCAUUCUUCUACCUCUACCAGCGCAGAGACGAUCACUGGUGGAAUUCCACUCAUUUUUGGAAGUUUAUUCAUGUAACUUCAUUUUUAUUGCCUUUUUUAAUAUCCUAUCUAUUGGAAGUAGAAGUCACCAUAAAUGGAACUUAUGACUCAAGAGCAGUAUGUGUUGUACCAUCUAAUCAUUUUCGACAAUUUUCUAUUCCUUGUGUCUCCUGGAUCCUGCCAUCCUUAUGUGCUUUAUGGAACGGUACAUUCCCUGCAGUAUUGUUUUAAGUCCAUGCUGCCUUCAAGUGAAAACAAAAAAGCACUUUGAGAAGAUACGGAUUCCUGAGAAAUAGUACAAAGCGUCUUAAAUAUUUGAGGGUAUAUAUGAGAAGUCCCUUCUGAAAUAAAUUAGUAGAAGUUAUAGCUAUUCAUUCAAAAUCAUCUUCUGAACCUGAACCAAGCUUUUCGACGCUUAAUUCUGGCAUCAUUACAUGACACAGUACAUUCCUAAGAUUUCAUACUUCCUAUAGGCUUAAUCUCUAAAAGAGAACAUUGACUAUGUUACAGGUACAUAAUGUAAGAUCACCAAAGGUGUUAAGAGGUAAAAGGUUGAAGGAAUGCCUCAUUAAAGAGCGAUGACACUAUGCAAUGAGGUUUUCAUAUUCCAUUCUUCCUGUUUAUUGUUGGCUUAAUUUCAGCAGGCAGCAGAAUUUAUUGCAGUUUUUAGGCAAUUUCAAAAUAUUAGCUUUCAUAGUCUUAUCUACCAUUCCUAUACUAAAUCUGUGAAUUUUAUUUCAGUUUUACUGUUUAGUCUGAAACAAAUACUCAUCCAAGAAUUUUCUUCAUAGAACAAUCUCUCCUUGCAUAGUGACUCAGUGAAAGCAGAUUUUAACAGGACCGCUACACUCUAAGCAUUGAUAUUGUAUGUAAAAGUCCAUUAAUAAGUGUAUGCAGAUUCUUCAUGAAACUCUCUAGUUUAACUAACCAGCUACUGUUGAAACAUUAUAAUUCCAUGUGGCAUCAAUUUUCACCUGUUUUGUUCAUUUCAGAGCAUUAGAAACAAACAGUAUUAUCUUGCUAUCUUGAAAACAAUGUCAAAUUAAAUAAAAUCACCAGAUUUACCCAAAAGCAAUAUAACAUUUGUUUAAUAAUGGCCAUGAAUUCUUCAGUCAGAUUACCUAUUUUCCAAGCUCUGCAUCUGUUUACCCAUGCUGUCAUGUUUUGGACCAUUCCUUUAAUGCGUGAAUAAUAAUGAGACAAUUCAGAUAGAAUUUCAAAGCAAUUGUGAAUAAAUUACACCAUUUCACAUUUGCUCUUUCCUCUUCUUUUUUUCCCCAGUUAUAAACUGCACUGCUCUUCUGGUGCCACUGCAAGAAGCGCUGGUGCAUGAAACAAAACAAAAUGAAUUUAUAUCAAUAAUUCACAAGACUUUAAAUGGUCUCAUCUCAUUCUUGAUAUAACGCCUGCAUACCUUACUGAACUGUAAAUUCCAUUUCUAUAAACAGAAAAUGCUCAUAGCAAUGUAAAUAUUAUUCUGUCUCAUCUCAUUGAAAUAAUACAAUAUGUGUAUUAAAUGCCAUCCAGAUAUUAGUUAAUUGCAAUUACCUUCUGCUAUAUAAACUUGUAUAUCCUUUAAUCUGGUGAGUUAUUGGAUUCUACUCACUGGGUUGUGACCAGACAAAUAGAACAAAUUUGCAUUUAAAAGGUUCAGACUGUUACAAUUUUUAGAGCAGGCCUUGGAUAUUGGCAAUAAGAGCAGUUUAAGGACUCUGCCCAAUGCACAUUUCAGACAAACAUUACUGUUGCUGUUGUAUAUUAGCUCCCUGUAGUACUACCUUUUCUUAAAAAACAGUAAUUCCUAAUAUUUCUUUCCACAAAACUGUAUUGUAAAUGUAGCCAAGGUGUGUCAUUAGAGAAAUCAUCCAGUUAGGUUGUCUGCAAAGGACAUUUGCAGAAUAUGCACAUCCUAUAUUAUCUGCAGGUUCCUGCUCCUGAAGUGGUCAAUACACUCUCAUCUGUUCUCUGAGGGUUUCGGUAACGUGGCUGAAACGUGAACCUGACCACAUUUGUCACGAUCAUUCUGGCCCCAGUAGCUAAUGAACAAAACCACAACAGUGAGAACUCUUCAGAAAUGUAGAUGAAAGGUGGUUGUUGACAACACCUGAAGUAUUUUUUUUUUAUUUUUUUUAAUAGGGUGGAUACUUGAGAUGAAGUGGUAUUGGGGUGGUUUUGUCAUAAGCCAGUUUUCCAUUCUUUUUGCAAGAUCUCACUAAUGAGAUUCAGUAACUAUUUAGUCUAAUUAAAGUGCAUUGUCGUCACUUGUUCCUUUAAUGUAGACUGAAAUCCUAGACUUCCAUGCAUUUAUGAAGGAUAGCGUCUUGAAAUACAAUCUUCAGACGUAAGACUGUUUAAAGAGUUAGCUGCAGCUACUCGGUAAAGACAGUGUGUUAUCUUUCCCCUGUUGUUUGCAGUAAACAGACACCUAUCUCUAAAUUUACCCCAAGUUCACAAUCUUUUGCUUAAACAGCUUAAGGAGUUAGCCCACCUGAUUUUGUAUCCCAUGACUUAGUUUGAAAUGUAUGCUGAAUCAAUGGCAUGAUUAUAAUAAGUCCAGCAGUCAAAUCUAGCAUCACAAGCCAACUUACUAUUUAGCCAUCCUGUUUCAAAAGCAGCUUAGAAACAAAUUAAAUAUGGGGAGUGAAUUGCUGUCUUAUCCCUGGGGAUGAUGCUUCUUUUGGGUUAGUUAUUAAGGAUUAUUGCACUUUUACAGGCACUAUAUUCAUCUCAUUUCAAAUGCCAACAUGUCAUCUUCAUGGAAUCAUUUUACCCCUUAAAAUAUUACUUCCAGAGGAGUUAAUCAAAUGAGAUUGUUUCUUUGUUUCAAUCCAUGGGGAAGCAGCAUGUGUUUGCUUGGGCAUUUGCUAUAUCUGCUGUAAACACUGCCUACUUCAGGCAUUCAAACUCAUGAACCAAGCACCAAAAUUUACAAGAUUGGCUUGAGAUCAUGGGAUUUUUUGUUUAAAUAAACCUUUUUGGUUUUGGUAUUGCCUUCUGGAUACUGAGCUUUGAGACUGAUUUCAUGACAUGAUUUCAGGCAUUUUUCAAGCAUGCUGAGGGCCAGAAAUGACACAUUUGUUUUUAAUAGCGAUAAAUUGGGACAGUGAUGUAAUCUCUUGAUUUCUGCAGCUGGGGUUUAAGAAGGACACCAAGCUUCAGAAAAAAUUGCCAGAGCUGACAAGACUGUCAUUUGUGUCCCAUGCUUCAGGAGCAAUAUCAAUAGUUCAGCGGUGAAAGGAGCGUGCCAGUAAAGGGCUAAAAAGAAGCAUUUGGGAGCUCCGUUGGCAUGAGAUCCAAGGGCAGCAAAGUCCUCAGUGCUCAAGUGAAGCAUUUACAUAGCACUUAACCUCCAUGUCAAGAGCUGCAGCAGGUCUUAAGUGAAGUAUUUGACAAGGUGCAGGCAGAAUAUGCUGCUCUGAGUGCAAUGAGUAUCUCUAGCCAUGUGAUGUGUGUUGGGUCCUUGAGAGCAGGGAUCAGAGGCAGAGCCUGAGAUGCUGUUUCCCGUAUGGACCAUGUUCCCCUAGGCAAUAUCCCACUGGUCACGGAUCUCAGCCAUGCUCCUUCGGCUCCUUUCAAAGGACAAAUUGCCCUUCCCACACUUAGCAAGCUAACAGUGUAAAUGGUUCACGCUGAGCUUGAAUAGCUGGGUUUGGCCCAGUAUUUGUGCUUUUUAUUUCAUUUUAUUUUAUUUCAUUUUGUCUUAUCCUUUUUUUUUAAAGUCAUUCUGGUUAAGUUUACAGCCUUUUUGUUGAUAGUGUUAGUGGCAACUUUCACAGCUUGCUUCUUAUAGCUCAAUUUCACUUUUGCUUACAUGGUCUUUGGACUUUUAACCAUUUACAUAGUCUCUCUGUGAAUAUAUUGUCUAAUUUAUAAAUUAUCUCCUUUGAAAGACAGGGACAGGUCUGUUGAUAUCAGUGUGGGGUUCUUUUAAGAAUAAAGAUGGAGAUCGUCAUUCCUCCUAAAGAAACAAAAUCUGAGAAACUGAAUCUGGACCUUAAUUUCUACGCUUUUUUAAUUUCACAGAUUUUAUGUUGUUCUUCCAUUAUAGCAGUUUAGAUUCACUGACAAGUUUUUAGGUACUUUGGAAGAAAUGUUUUCAUUGUAAUUUUAUCAGUAUUUAAUGCUGUCUAAAUCAAAUUAUUAGUUUUGUGAGUGCAAGUUAAAAGACAGCAAAAAUCGGGCUGGUAAGGACUCUGACUUAGGUAUUAAUAUACUUGUUUGCUUUGAGUUCAGGAGAAACUCCAGUACGCACAGUACUGAAGCGACUGUGUCUGUGUCUGUGUGUGUGCACAUACACACUCACACACGUAUGGAUUUGGAUGUGGAUUUGCAGCAGAAAGUCCUUGGUCAUUACUUCAUAGCACAGGAAAAAGAGAUGCAAUAGCCAUGAAGGGAAAACACUCUUACCACUGCCGAGUGGCAGCAGAAUUAUUAACGUGUUGCUCUGUAGUUUGUGUAUAGUCCUGUUUGCGUCUGUUGUCUCCUUGCAGGCAAUGAACGCAUGGCAGAAAAUAGAAACAUCUCUGUCAUCUUGGUCCUGUGGUCCCUGAAGUCAGUGUCAAAACUGAAUGUGGUGUCAACGUAUUAUUUUUCAGAAGGUUGUCAUUUGCAAUAGACCAGUGUCUUGAAAUUUUGAGAAAGGCAAAAUAUGUCACAAGUCACCAAAGAAAAUUAAUUUGUCAUUUUGAAGCAAGUGUAGAAAUGCGCUGCACGUGGGCAGGCCCGCCGGCUGAGGUGCCAUUGCAAAGGGCCUUUGCCUCUCGCAGCAUCUCUCUGACCUCACCGGAGUGCGCUGGGAGAGAGGCAGAGGGGAUGAGGAUGAGAAGCCAGUCCACUGUCCUUAAGACAUCUUCAAGCUUUACUUUACAUAUUGUUUUAUAAACACAAAUAAACCAAGUCUUCUUAAUGUUGGGAGGGCUCAGUUCCUCUGUUUCUAAUACUCCUCCUGGACUUCCAUGAUAUAGCCAGACAGUGAUAUGUAUCACUCGGUAAUAGUGACAUAUUUUAGACAUAUCACUUGAAUCUCGUAGCCUACAUGUAUAGGCUAAAAGCUCAGUUAGGCUCUCCAUUAUCGAAACCCCUCUGCUACUGAAUGCAAAACAUUCCUGCCUGACUUACAGAGUAGCCGUCUUCUCUACAGUGUUCCUGUCAGACCUGCCUUUCUGAUGGACUUGGUAGCUUUACUUCAGCCAUCCUGUGUCAAAGAUGUUUUGGCUAUUUCUUUUGUCUUCCAAGAUCAGUGAUUCUGAUCAUCUCACACCAGUUUAAACCCAUGGUGGUAGUUGUUGAAGUCAGAAGAGAUUGAGUUCAGAUCUUGUGUAUAUCCAGGGGGAUCCUGUGGCUCUGCAGAUAGAAAUGAGAGGAAAAUCAGGUGCAGAUGAGUUACUGCCUAAAGCUGGUGUCGGGUGAGAAUCGCACCUGGCCUCAUCAGGAGGCACUUCAACAGAGUUACUAUGAAGAUAAGCUGUGCCAAGAACCACGGGGUAUGUAGCAACAUCUCAGGCAGCUCAUUGACACUGUAAUCAUCUUAGGCAACAGUAAAGAUGUGAAGAGUGUUUUAAAGAAACUGGGGCAAGUUGGUGUGGUCUGGCAUUAUGAAUUUAACCUGAGUGUGCUUCUGGGGAAAGGGGAUUCAUUACUGUUGAAUUACUGUCAUUCAUUAUGUCCCGCCAAGUAACACCUAUACCAUGGUAUCCUACAGAAUCCGAAUAUGGCACCAUCCCAUCUGAUUCCUUUCUCCACCUCAGGGUGCCACCACAUGUUGCAAAGAGCUAAUGCUUGUCACUGCCCUGAAGUCACCAUGCAGUUAAAACAUUUUUCCCUUACAACUGCAGCAAGGACCAAGGCCAGGGACCCAGCAGCCAGCUCAAGUAGCGAUGUGUGUACUCAGUGCUUUGGAGAGCAGCCGCAGAAAAGACCUGACCUUGCCUACCACAGAGCUCCCUGAGCCCUCAGCUUGCUCAUGGUGUUGGACUACUACAGGUCUGCACAGUGUGAAUCCCCAUAUAGCCCUGGCCACGGUAUUGGUGUGCAGGAACGUGUUGGGGGACCAGUGCUGUGCCCAACAGGGCUGAGGGACCCCAGCCCCACUGCCUGGGUACAGCAGAGCUAAAGACCUAAAACCAAGGUCUUGGUCCUCUACGGCUGCAGGUGGGACUUGGAUUUGAGCACUCACUUUUACUUGCACUGCACCUGGAAACACCAAAUGAGCUGACAGAAGUGGUGCAUGCAGUAACAUCAUAAACCUAAGGCAAUAUUCACUGUAUGCAGAAUUGCAUUUUCAGUUGUAGUGUCCACAGGACCACUCGUGCUUAGAGGACUCUAGCUGAGUCCUACUGAUGCCAGUGGUAAAAGCCAUGUGAGUGGAUGAUGCGGCUGUUUGAGACUUGUUUUCUUCUUUGAUUUUAACUGAGUUCCCUGCUAUGCAAGUUCUGUAAGCUCUCUUUGCUGGAUAUAAGUUUACUCACAGUUGUGUGUCACCCUGUUGAAAUUCCAUUGAAAAACCCAUCAAGCAGAGAUAGCCCUAAUUUCUACUCAGUUAUUUUCUUCUCUGAAUUAGAAGGAAAGUCAGAUUCUGAGGUGAAUUUCAUUGUUUUAAUGGACAAGAGUAACUGCAAUGGACCAAACUUUGGGCUAAGCAAGUGUAAAGUAACUUGGCUCAGCUUGUGGAAUUCAUGGGACCAAAUUCUGCUGUCAUAUGGCAAUCAUGCAAGUCUUAUGGAGCUUGCUGAGCACCGUUUAUCAAAGGAGAAGCUAGUUAACAAGACUGGCAUAGCAUUACUGGAGUUCAGUUGAUUGGGCCAGAACUUCAGUUGCAUUAACCCAAUUAAUUCAAUGGAAUUACACCGAUAUUUGUUCUGGCUGGGCAUGCACCCCACUGAAAUUAUUUCAAGGUCUCUGGACUAGUGCUGGAAUAAUUGCAAACUUGCUCUUCAACCAGACCAUAUGUUGACUCAGCCCUUGCUCAGGGAAACCACCACUGACUUCAGUGACAAAUAACGUGGAGUUACGGACAUGAAGAAGCCUUGACCCACUGGCAGGAGGCAUUUACCCUUGAAUUUAUGAAUGAACUGAACAGCGGAUAGCAACACACAUGCUUUAUUUAUGACAGAGGUAGAGUGCAAGUUCCUCAGCUGGUGUAAACUGAUACAGGAGUACUGAUAUCAGUGGAGUUAAUCCAAUAUGCACACAUGGAGGAGUAAACCCUCUAACCCCAAACUAAUUUUUGCCAAUAUAUCUCUAUGCAGAUAAACUCCCAAAGCUUUUUUCAUCAUGCCUUUUUUACUGAUCGCGCCAAUGAAACGAUUAAUGUACCAUAAUCCUUGUCUGUAAGGAAAUAUAGUACUUUGCAAAGCUAUGCAGUAUAGAGCACAUCAUAAAACUGCUUUAGACCACACAGUCUGGAAAAGUGUUGUCAGAAAUGAGACUAACAGCGCAGCUUUUUAUCUGAUGUCGAUUACACUUUCACCUUGCACUUCCACCACUGAGAGCUUUACCUGUGGACUGAAUGACGGUUAUAUGUUUCUGAUGACUGUGGGCCAAAGCUUCAGCUGAUGUGCCUUUAAGUAGCUCCAUAGAUGUCAGUACUGAUUUACACCAGCUGAAAAACUAGUCCUCUCCCUUUUCAUACUGUGCUGUAUGCCCUAAUACAACUUUAUAAACACAUACUAAAGCUGAGUAUAUAUUGAACUGUUCUGGUUCAGCACCAGACAAUACCCGCUAAAAGAACUGGAGGGUAAUUUCUGCCUGCCAUCUAGGCUUGCAUAUGUUUUGGUUUUAACUAAAAGGCAUGUUGCAAUUUCAUUACCUCUGAGUUUAAAUAUUUACUGGCAUCAGCUUGCACAGAAAAAUGGCAAAUAAAUUCAGACGUGUCAUAAAUGCUCUCAGUCUAGAGAUGGAGUCUGUUACUUUAGUUCAAAGACAUUGCAGCGGGCUAAAGUGGUUUUUCUAAGCCAAAUGUUUUUUGUACAUUUAAAAGUCACGGCAAAUAUUUAUCUAGGCCCGAUUCUGCCAUUCUUCCCCUGAGCACCCUAAUUGGCAGGUUGCUCCACUGAAGUCCACAGGAGUAACUGUAAAUUAGUGCUCAGCACACAGAUUGCAGAAUCAGGCACCGAAUAUGUUAGGCUGAUGCAAUCAGGAGUUUAAUUUUAGCCAUAUGUAUCAUUUGAGGACGUUUCAAAAUUAUGUACCUUUUAUCCAAGCUGACAGUCCUUGUAAUUCCAUGAAAAAUUGUAUAAUUUAUUCCUGUCUGUAUUUUUGACAUCUCUGGAUUGCAUAUCUUCUACUGAAUCUUAAAUGCUGUUUUUUUAAAACCCGCAUUCGAAAGGUCUAGGCCAUAUCAUUACAGAAUAUGAAAACGAGUCGAAAGAUCUGGUUAUUUUUUGCUUUGGUUUUAAGCUCUCCUUUGAUUUGUGUUUUGACUUUGGCUGUGGUACUCCUGGUAUUUUAAAAAUGGCUCAAUUCAAUUUGCGUUACUUCCUGUCUUCUGGGGGGAAAAAAAACAAACAAACAACAAAAAAGAAAAAAAACUAAAUACAACUAAGGUUUAGGAAAAGUAAUCCUGGCAAACUCAGUGGAUGUUUUCUCUUUCUAGUUGUCUUCGUUUCUUAACCUAGCCAUGUGGGGAGUAGUCUAGUAUGCGCGUUCUCUUGCCCACCAUUUCUGGCUGUUCUGGCAAAUGCUACUUUUUCCUUUUGCUCCCCCCACCCCCCAUUUGUGUGUGUGUGUGCGUGUGCGCAUGUAUAAUCAACCAAAAUAUCAGGAAAAUUUGUAUAUGCUUUCUUCUGGCUCCUGGAAAUAGAGCAACAUUAUGACCUUACGGUCUUCCAGCAAAAGUCAGAUUUAAUUUCUGCAUUGCAGUGCAACUGAAUUAGCUAUUGGAAUUAGAUUAUGGUUUACUAAAUGGCCCUUUACCUUACAUUCUUACUUUUUAUUUACUAUUGAAGUACCCUUUUUUUCCUCAUGUGUGCAGAUAUCAUAUCAAUAAUCAUUGCAAUUCCACAAAGUGUCUUUGUUCUGAACAAGCAUGUUAUUCUUGUAAAGUUUUAAGUAUAAGUUAAGAUGUUUUGUACAGACCAAGGUAACUGUUAAAAUGUCAAGCAAUUACUGAAAUGUUGUAUAGUUAUAAAAGUUUGAUUUCUUUUGCUUUAUAUGUAUAAAAUUGUAUCUUGCCUGUUUUGCUUUGUAUUUCCAGCGUGUUGCACAAUUACGCAUUUUGUUUACAUUUGUUCCUUCUUCAGAAAAAAAGAAAUAACAGUAAUACUUUAUGUACAAACAUUUUAAAUGUACUUUUGUUGUUUUUAAACACAAUGUCUCUGUAUAAAUAAUAUUGGUUGAACUGGUACAUUUGUGUCUCUCAUAGAGGGAUUAAUUAUACUGCCAGUGCAUUGAAUUAUUUAAAAAAAAAGGUAAAAUAAAAUUUUUAUGAAAAUGUAA